UUUCACGAACUUGAAGUUUUUUUUUUCUCAUCUUAACCAAAAACAAAGAUGAAGCUCAUGGUUGUACAAUUCUGCAUAAUCUUUUUUCUCCUCACAUCUUCAUUUUUUGUACCUUCAACCGCUGAUUCGUCAUGUGGUGGAAAGUGCAACGUGAGAUGCUCAAAGGCAUCACAACAUGAAGAGUGCCUCAAGUAUUGCAAUAUAUGUUGCGAGAAGUGUAAUGGUUGUGUUCCCUCUGGUACUUAUGGAAACAAAGACGAAUGCCCUUGUUACCGUGAUAUUAAAAACUCCAAAGGCGGCCCCAAGUGUCCUUGAACAUGUUUUUAAAGAUCAUCAACACACACAUGCUAUUAAUAUUUAUAUGUAUGAAAGAUCUUAGUAACAACUA
This is a messenger RNA of Brassica oleracea var. oleracea, 388 nucleotides long. Its product is annotated as gibberellin-regulated protein 8-like. The transcript has 2 exons. NCBI's taxonomy places the organism in Eukaryota, Viridiplantae, Streptophyta, Magnoliopsida, Brassicales, Brassicaceae. The coding region runs from base 49 to 315 and encodes 88 amino acids. The record is from RefSeq and is a predicted model, not a curated record.